UUUCGAAUUUCCGUUAGAGCCGGAAGCUGGGGGGCGGACACUCGCUUGUAGAGCUCCUCGUGUUUGCUGCGGGCCGCCGGAGCGGGCUCCUUUCUCCAAGUCGGGGCACGUCUUAGCCGGCACCAUGACGGUGGGCAAGAGCAGCAAGAUGCUGCAGCACAUCGACUACAGGAUGAGGUGCAUCUUGCAGGAUGGUCGAAUCUUCAUCGGCACCUUCAAGGCCUUUGACAAGCACAUGAACCUGAUCCUGUGUGACUGUGAUGAGUUCAGGAAGAUCAAGCCAAAGAAUGCAAAACAACCUGAACGUGAGGAAAAGAGGGUUCUAGGACUGGUACUGCUUCGUGGGGAGAACUUGGUCUCUAUGACUGUGGAAGGGCCACCCCCUAAAGAUACAGGUAUUGCCCGUGUGCCGUUAGCUGGAGCUGCGGGAGGCCCUGGGAUUGGCAGGGCUGCAGGUAGAGGUGUGCCAGCCGGUGUUCCAAUGCCCCAGGCUCCUGCAGGCUUAGCAGGACCUGUCCGGGGAGUCGGUGGGCCUUCCCAACAGGUGAUGACCCCACAGGCAAGAGGGACUGUGGCCGCUGCUGCUGUUGCUGCCACAGCCAGUAUAGCAGGAGCCCCAACACAGUACCCCCCUGGUCGAGGAACUCCUCCCCCACCUGUGAGCCGGGGGACACCUCCUCCAGGCAUGAUGGCCCCUCCUCCUGGAAUGAGACCUCCCAUGGGUCCCCCAAUGGGGAUGCCCCCUGGGCGAGGGGCACCCAUGGGGAUGCCCCCUCCUGGCAUGAGACCCCCUCCUCCUGGCAUGAGAGGUCCCCCUCCCCCAGGGAUGCGCCCACCAAGACCUUAGGACUCCUCGGCUGCUGUGAUGCUGCCUCUGACUUGAGGCUGUAUAUAGUUUUGGGGGCUUUUUGUAUAAAGUGUGCUGCUUUUCAGUUGAUUCAUAAUAAACUCUUGGGGAAAAAACCUGCGAUGUUCCUGUUAGGUAUUUUCUAUGCCUGUUGGAAGCAUUAGGAGAGGGUGCAGCAUUUAAACCCCCUAAUACUAUCCUGGUGGUUACAUGGCCUGUCCAAGAGGAGGUGGUUCUUUCAUCUAAGUUAUCUUUACUCCUUUUUUAUUCCCCUAGAUGACUUCUGGAGAGGAAAGGUCAAAGGUGGUCAUUUCUUCUCUCUGUGCCUAUGCCUGUUAUCAUGGGUUCAGUUUCCUGCAUUUUUCUGUUAUUGUUUUCAAGUUCAAGGACUUUUUCUAACAAUAACAAUAGCAAGCAUUUAUAUGGCACUUGAAGGUUUUGCAAAAUGCUUUACUAAUGUAUUAUUUCAUUUGGUCCUCAUAGCAACCCUGGGAGGUA
This is a messenger RNA of Dromiciops gliroides (monito del monte), 1345 nucleotides long. RefSeq names its product small nuclear ribonucleoprotein-associated protein N. The transcript has 7 exons. Gene Ontology annotation, biological process: mRNA splicing, via spliceosome. The coding region runs from base 125 to 847 and encodes 240 amino acids. Gene Ontology annotation, cellular component: U2-type prespliceosome; U4 snRNP; U2 snRNP. The record is from RefSeq and is a predicted model, not a curated record. Lineage: Eukaryota; Metazoa; Chordata; Mammalia; Microbiotheria; Microbiotheriidae. Gene Ontology annotation, molecular function: RNA binding.